AUGGUUGUGCGCAAUAUUGAAACCGACAUAUUAGGCCAGCUAUUUUCUAAGAAUACUACAAGAAUUGGCAGGAAAAACGACAAAAAAGCUCAAGCCAAAUCCACAAAACCACAGAACACCAAUAAUAAUAAUGAAAAUAGUGAUUUGGAUAUUCUAACCUUUAUAGCAAAUGCCUCAAAAAAUACGAAAAAACAACAAGCUGAAUCAAAACUCAAGCCAAAACAAAACGCUUCAAAAAAAACUUUGGAUAAAAAAGUUUCAAUUAACCAAAUUGAUCCUAAUACCUCUAAACCCCAAGUUGAUGAAUCCAAAUUCUUCCUAUCGGCGUCUGACAUGACUAGUAUCCAAAAUGACGCUGCAAAAUUUCCUAUGUUUGGACCAAUAGCUGGAAGAACAGUUAGACUUACUCGUGCUGGCGAUGUUGGUUCUGCAUAUUCCAAAUUAAACAGUAUACUAAGAUUAAGUAAUAUCAGAGAAUUGUCAAGAAACCAGAAAGUUCACUAUACUCGUGGUGAGACCAAGAGACUCGAUAGAUCGAAAAGACAUAGAAAGCUAUUUAAAGAAAAUUUCAGGAAAAUGAUCAACACUGUAAACACUGCUGUAAGAAGAGGCUACUGA
Messenger RNA from Ascoidea rubescens DSM 1968, 618 nucleotides. RefSeq names its product mitochondrial 37S ribosomal protein bS21m (gene MRP21). Lineage: Eukaryota; Fungi; Ascomycota; Saccharomycetes; Ascoideales; Ascoideaceae. Bases 1 to 618 code for a protein of 205 amino acids. The record is from RefSeq and is a predicted model, not a curated record. The transcript has a single exon.